Molecule: messenger RNA, 976 nt
Organism: Leptinotarsa decemlineata (Colorado potato beetle)
Lineage: Eukaryota; Metazoa; Arthropoda; Insecta; Coleoptera; Chrysomelidae
Gene: PGRP-LB
Product: Peptidoglycan recognition protein LB
Biological process (GO): peptidoglycan catabolic process; innate immune response
Molecular function (GO): peptidoglycan binding; N-acetylmuramoyl-L-alanine amidase activity; zinc ion binding
Source: RefSeq, a predicted model, not a curated record
CAGUUUCAUCUCUGGUGAAUUCGCGUGAAUAUAUAAAUGCUAAUCACAUUUUUUUAAACCAUAAUCCAGAAAAUGAUUUGGCGGGGUUUCGAACGAGUUUGAGCUGUUUUAUUAUCGCAACAAAAUCGGUACAAUUAAAAUGUUUUGAUAGCAUGAUUUUGACGUUACGUAUAAAGGAAUACAUCAAACGUUUGUAGGUUCAAACUGAGUCCUGAGGUGAAAGCAAAAAGUAAAAAUGACAUUCCGCCAAACAUUUAAUAUUUUGAUUUGUUGUGUUAUGUGUGUUGUGUUGAAUAUUGUGGCCUUAGUGAGUUCAUCAAUGGAUCCGGUAAUUGUGUCAAGGAGCGAUUGGCAUGCCAAACCUCCAAAAUCCAUAGAAGUCAUGGCGAAUCCAGUUCCUUACGUCGUCAUUCACCACAGCUACCUCCCUCCAGCCUGUUUCACCACCGAAGAAUGUAUCAAAGCAAUGCAAUGGAUGCAGGAUCUUCAUCAGAUAAACAACAGCUGGGCGGACAUAGGGUACCACUUCGCUGUGGGAGGUGACGGGAAGGCUUAUGAAGGCAGGGGGUGGUCCAGGGUUGGGGCACAUGCCCCUAAUUAUAACAGUAUCAGUAUUGGAAUCUGUAUCAUUGGAGAUUGGAGAGAAAGACUUCCUCCAGAGUCACAGCUCACAGCUGUACAUCAACUUAUCGAAAUGGGGGUAAGGGAAGGAAAAAUAGCCGAAGAUUACAAAUUAGUGGGUCACAAACAAGUGAGGGAUGGGACUGCUUGCCCAGGAGAGAAGCUUUACAGUUCAAUUCAGUCUUGGCCUCAUUUUUAUAAAGUUCCUAAUCCUCCCCCGCCCAGGGCUCAACCAGCUGUCAUUACAUUGAAAGAAGACAACAGGUUGAAAAAAAGAACUGCUUUAACGGGUAUAAUUUGAACCCGGUUUUUCCAGAAUUUAUUUAUUUUGUCAAUAUACAGAGUUAUUUUUGUG